UUAGGUUGUAGAGGGUACGAUCAUGGCGAUGUUUCGGAGUUUGGUCUCCGGCAGUCAGGCGAAACAUACGUCGGCAGCGCCGGGGGAAAACUUGGCGGAUUCGUAUAGCUGUCCUAUCUGCCUGGAGGUCUACCACAAGCCGGUGUCCAUAGCCAGCUGCGGACAUGCGUUUUGUGGGGAAUGUUUGCAACCCUGCCUCCAAGUGGUAUCACCUCUCUGUCCACUUUGCCGCAUGCCAUUCGAUCCAAAGAAAGUGGAAAAGGCCUCUAAUGUGGAGAAACAACUCUCUUCUUAUAAGGCUCCCUGUCGAGGAUGCAAUAAAAAGGUGACUCUGGUAAAAAUGCGAACUCACAUUUCCUCUUGCAAUAAAGUUCAGGAGCAGAUGGAUAACUGCCCAAAGUUUGUACCAGUUGUACCUACCACACAGCCCAUUCCCAGCAAUAUUCCAAACCGUUCCACAUUCAUCUGCCCGUAUUGUGGCGCACGAAACCUUGACCAACAGGAAUUAGUCAAACAUUGCAUGGAAAAUCAUCGUAACGAUCCCAACAAAGUGGUAUGUCCAGUUUGUGUGGCAAUGCCUUGGGGAGAUCCAAGUUACAAGAGUGCCAACUUCCUUCAGCACCUGCUUCACAGGCACAAGUUCUCCUAUGAUACAUUUGUGGAUUACAACAUUGAUGAAGAUGCAGCAUUACAUGCAGCAAUAGCACUUUCACUCACAGAGAAAUGAAGCAACUGCCUGCACAGAGAUCUAAACAGACAUCCUUUGUACAGGUCACCUUCUGUCAUCUGGUGAAGAGAGUGGCAACUUCCCAGCAUUCUGUAGGGUACUAUCAUCCUCUGCACACGUCACCUUUUCUCAUCUGGGCAAAAAUAGUGUCUUCGUCCCAACAUUCAGUAAGGUGCUGUGUUCCUUGGCACAGGUUAUUUUUCUCACCUGUGCAAAGAGAUUGCCAAUUUCUUAGCAUUUUGACAGAUACUAUCAUCUUCUGCACAGGCCACCUUCUCUAUCUGUGCAUAGAUAGUGCUCAAUUCUUAGUAUUCAAUAGGGUGCUAUUAACUGCUGAAUAAGUUAACUUCUCGCACCUAGGCACAGAUCACAUUCACUUUGCAUUGGAGAGAGUUCUGGUAACUCAGUUAGUCAAAUAACCAGUUGUGUAACAAGUUUAUUUGAUAUCAUUAGUGUGUACCUGUACCUUUUGUUCAGUUUAAAUUUGUUCCUACAUUUUUCUAUGUUACAAAUAUUGUACAUUGUGGGGGUGCCUGUGUCAAAGAAUUGUUUGAUUUACAGUUUGUGUUUUUAAUAUUUGAGGUCGUUUUGCAUUGUAAGAGAUUAAGGCAUAUUUUUAAAAUGAUACAGGAAAGACUAGAAUACUAUAGAAUCAAGUGAAGAAACCUUUCACCAGUCCUGUGUAUCAUUUAUGUUGUUGCUAAUCAGAGCUCGAAUUUAACAGUUAGCAGAUGGUAAAUUUAGUGGGAGAUGCUGUAAACAGAGAGGUGGCAGAGGGGCUUGGAUUUUGCAGUUGCCGUUAUAACUAAAUUGUCAACAUUCAGUGUCAAUAUAACUGUGAAACUAUCAGCAACUACUGGUGUUGCCACAUUUGUAGCUAAAUGUGGGAAAUCCAGAAGCUGCUGUCAGUGAUUUCCUCAUUUUUCUACAGGGCACACUGUUAGAGAGAAAGCUUCAGAGCCCACUUUAGAAAUUACGUGAACUCACACUUUUAUGUUAUUGAUCCUGCUGUAUAAAUAUUGCUAAAGUUAUACCUUGUGAAAUAAUGUGCAAUUGGCUUAUUUUUGAUGUACUCAGUUCAUAGUCAUUGCUGAACGCCUUCUCUGGCCUGAAAAAUACUCAUGGAAAUGUUCAAUUUAUCCAUUAUAUAAAUUAUAGACAUGUGAAAUAAUUGUUUUUUUUAAGUUUAUAUUUCAGCCUCCAGUUUAAUCUCAUGUGUAUAUAUCAACCUUCAUUUUGUCAUUGAUAAAUUGAUUGGAAAGUAAGGGAUAAUUACAGGGUUUGCUGCCUGAGAGAAUUUCUGUGUGAUAGCCUACUUGGUGUCAUCACUACUUUUGAUUGUUGGAAGUGUCUUCAAGUUAACAGUGAAAGGAAUGACAACAAAAGGCAGAUCUAGCUGUAUAAGUUGUUACAUCUUUUCCAAUGGCAAGGGACAUGCUUUGGUCAACCAGUUACAAAGUCCAGACCAGUGUGUUUUGUAUAUGCCUGUGUCUGACUAUAUAUAGCCAUCUACAGUGGAUAAUGUAUUCUCAGUUUCAUAUUUAGCCUAUUUACUGUAAUCUAUUGAAAAUAUGUUUAGAAAAUUGGGGACAAAAAUUGAUGGUUUAACUCUAAUCCGUACUGGCUUGUGUAUGAAUUACUAGAUGCUAGAAUUUUAGAGGUUCUUGAGAAUAUUGUCUGUCUUAUCUAAUUCUUUGAGGUAACACAUUAUUACAAUUAAUUCUCUACCUCAGAAGAAGUAUGUAUUUUACAGCAUUCUAAUUGGCUCAAUAAGGUUCAUAAGAAUUGCUUUAAAAUGGGACAGGCUAGGUAUUCUUAACUAUUUAUGUACCGGAUAAGUACAAAGUGCUGGCUUUUCCAGCAACAGACACACAGAGAUACGCAGGGUCACACACACAACAAUAAAAAAAAUGCAGUGACAAAGAACUUUUUUUCCAUAAAUAAGAACAGAAGGUGUUGGAGAGGUUCAAUGAGCUUGGCAGCAUCUCUGGAAAUAGAAAUAGAGUUAACAUUUUGAAUCCAAUUUCUUCUUCAGUGUGUAACAGAUGGUGAGGGUGCCCAGAGAAAAAGACAAAAGGAGUGCUAAUAGUAGUAAAGGAGCGAUCUAAAUACAGAACAAGUGCAAAUAGGUUGGUUUUGCUGAAAGCAAAUCUAUGCAAACAAGAUGCUGGUGGGAAGGGAUGGAUAAUCAAAAUGAAGGACAGGGUUCAUGCACUGAAGUUGGUGAACUCAGUGUUGAAUCCAGAAGUCUCUGAACUUCACUGGAACCCUGCAGAUCUAGGACAGAAAUGUUAGCAUGAGAAUAAGAUGAUAUAUCAAAACGGUAUGGAACUGGAAAAUUGGGGUUGACAGAACAGAGUAUAUUGUGCAAUGUGGUCACCAAUAAAGAAGAGCCUGCACUGUGAGCAGCAAAUUAACCUCUCUUUUCAUAUAGUCAUCAAGGGGUUAUGUAGGUCUAUUUGCUCUUUGGCCCUAAGCUCAGUUGUAGCCCUCCAGUGAUGUUUGAAGAUAAUUACACCUGUUGAUAUAUUCUUAAUUCUCAGAAGAUUGAUGCUGUAAAACUGUUGAGCACUUUGAAUUACAUGCCAAAGAUGCAAAUUGGUGAUUUGGUAAUUACAUGAGACAUUUUAUUUGACAUCACACUAUGACAGUAUGGACUGAUUAGCAAAUACGUUUUGCCUUAUUUUCAGAGCAUAGUACAGAGAAAUGUUACAUGUACUGUACACAAUUUUGAGAUUUUCAACAUACCUCAAAACCUCAAAAUAAAAGAGGAUUUUAAUCAAGUAAAUUAGCAUAGCCCUUUCACUGAAAAAAUAUCAGGGGCAACAUUGAACAGGAUCUGAAAAUGAACAGAAGGAUUGCAAUUCACGAAUUUCCCUGAGGCCAUUGCUUCCACCUCAGGCUAUGUGCAAAUUCUGUACGCUUAAAUAAUUACAGCAUGCAGCCAAGGCUAAGCAUAUUAAGUGGCUGUAUGUCUGAGCAGAGGAUUCAAAAUCACAAGAGGAUAGUAUGAGUAAAAGCUAGGCUAUCCUACUUGACACAGGUGUGCACUUAGUAUUACAGAAUCUCUACAGUAAGGAAAGAGGCCAUUUGGCCCAUUGAUCCUAUACCAACCCACUGAAGAACACUGCCACCCUAUCCCCAUAAUCCCAUAACCAACCUAACCUGCACGUCUUUGGAUGCUGGGAGGAAACCAGAGCACCCGCCGGAAACCUGUGCAGACACAGGGAGAGCAUGCUAACUUCACAGACAACUACCAAAGGCUGGAAUCAAGCCUGGGUCCUUGGUGCUGUGAAGCAGCAGUACUGACCACUGAGCCACCCUUCUUUAAAGGGAGGUGCAUGUGGCUGACACAGUUGCUGGAAUUUGUUUAACAAGGGAUUUUUGACGUGGCAAACACUCAAUAUUGACAUUUGGUGACAGAAAGUGGGUUCCAAGAUUUGCUGAUGCUGAACAGAAGGCCUUUAUAGAGAACAGGAACAAUGCGAAUUUUUGAUAGGACUCCUAAAGCUCUCAAAACAAACUUUGCAAGGGCAAUUGGACCAGAUUGCUGUGGAGGUCAAUGCCAGGAGUCAAUAAACUGGCUUCAGUUCCAAAAGGGAACAUGUAAUGACAUCAAACCCUGGAUAUAUUCAAAUACUAGACCAAAUCACAGAGGAGCUGGUGUCUGGCAAUCUGUGCUUCACACACACUGCUGAGAUGCCACCCCAGUGGUGUGGCAGUUCUUCUGUAUAGAACAGAUCUAUUGUCCUAUCUCCAUGAUGAUAGCUAACAUCCUCAGAUCCUUGUCUCCUUGCUUGUUGACAGUCAAUCCACCAGGCAGACUGCACUGACCCAAAGCUAGAACAGAAAAGGCCAAAAACUGCUGAAGCUCUUGCUGCCAAUCCCUCUGCAAUGUCAUCACUGAAAUACAACCAUUUUGCACCAAACAUGCAGCAGCCAGAGUUAACAAUGUCUUGGACUCCUAGGACAAAGAAAGAUGCAAGAAAAGUCAGCACCUAACAGAAUGCACAAGGGAAAUUAAUCUGGCAUGGUUUAAUUUAUAAAUUUAGUUUGGAACAUUUAAUUUGCAUUAUACCAGGCAGGCACUGUGAUGUUAUGCUCAUUGGUAGAGGGAACAUCAGAUACAAGACUGUUGGUGAAUGGGGAAUUGGGCUGGUGAUUACUGGUAUCACAAACUACUGAUACUGUAUUAGUGGUCGCUGUUUUUCUUUUGCUGCUCCACCAUCUCACUGGUGUACAUUUUACCCAUGGCAUGGGUUAUAUUCUAAUGAUGAUGAGGAUGUGCUCCUUGUAGCAUUUUGCUGAGUUCCGCUAAUCUCUCCCACAGAGGUCCAAACUCUAGUGGCAUUGGGUUGAAUUUUCCUGCUCAUGUGAUGAUAAGCUUGGAGGUUGGGAAUCCUGGAGAAAUGGGGAGAGGUACAUUGAGACAUACCUGCAUCAACAAGUUAAUCUUAUAGAUAGGUAAGAACCAGGAAUGGCUGACUGCCCUAUUGAACUGACCAAUAAAUUGGCUUGUUCGCAGACCCAAUUUUCCAAGCAUUCAGGCAUUCUACAGCUAGUAGCACAGUUCCCCCCCCUGACCCUUUGCUACAUAUGGGGGAUAUUCAAUAAAAGAGACUAAACUGAGCCAGGCCAAGAGCUAUUGGUGAAUCAUGCACCAAAGAGUAGACCACCAGCAAAUGGUCCAACAUGCUGCCCCAAAACUAUACCUCAGGUGGAUAGUGGUUUUGCCACUGGUAUUUUAACUUAGGCCGCCUCCAUACUGAAACACUCUUACAGUGCCCACUUCUCCUGCUAGUGUUGCCGUGAACUCAAAGCUGUGGCUCCUCUGUUUGGGCUAGUGGAUCAGGAACCUGUAUGUGAUCCAUAAUCGGAUGGUGAUGGAGGCAGCCACAUGGGAAGAUUAUAUCAUUGAAUGCUUUCCCGGGCUCUGGCCUCCAUUUGAUCCUGAAUCAAGUUCCCAGAGCUCAUGGGAAAACAAGGUUCCUGUACAGCAAGGUAUUUUCAUGCAAGCUGCUGAUUUGAGCUAUGGUUGUGCAAUAAUUUGUUAAAUAGUGGCCAUCCCUUGGUUAAUAAAACUCAGACCAAUGGCAAGUGGACUUCUGCAGAAUAAAGCCAUCAAGGCCUCAAUUGUAUGAGGACUGGGGGUACUGCUCAUUCAUGGGAAGAACUAUCAGUCCCAAAAAGAUUGACCACUGAACAAGGUCUCCCCACAGCUAUAAAUUUGUCCAGACAGCCUUGAUGAAUGAGGGUCUGACCUCUGUGCGUCAUUGGUAGGAAUCUUGCUCUCAUCAGCUGUCAAGUUGGCUGGCAGUUCUAACAGUGCCAGCAGUGCCAGAUCCCAGUAAUGGGCACAAGUGGAACUGUAAAUAAGUCCAUAGUUGGAAAAAAAAAUCAAUCCCAGAGAGUGGUAAAUUGGGCCAUUGCAUGGAGGGAUCAGGGAAUUGAAAGGGCUGAUGAUUUGGGCUUCUGGCACAGAUUUUAUUUGCCUGUUUUAAGACCUUUUUCGGUGGGCGUUGGGGUUGAGGGAAUGUUUUGUGAUGUUCAACAGAUACCAGUUGUGUUCAUAACUUGGUCUCCCCUAUCAUGGGCCUGUGCCAACUGUAUUUUAGUUGCUUAACAUUUGAGUCAAAUGGUUUGUUGACAAGCUCAAAUAUGCAAUAGUUUCCUUCCUAAAGGUGGCAGUCUAUCAAUUUUAAAGUUUCUUGCAUUUGUCAGUGCAGCAGACAUUGUAUCUCACACUUGACCGGUGCCAUGCAGAUGGUGGACAGGCUUUGAAGGAUCAGGACGGAAUUCCUGGUCUCUGAUCUGCUGUUGUAGCUGCUUUUAUUUAUUAUUGGCCCAGUUAAAUUUCUGGUAGAUGGUUAAACUCCCCAGGACUUAGAAGUUGAUAGUGGGGGACAAUGUCCCUUUAAACUAUGGGGAAGUGUCACAAAUGCCAGUUGAUGUGCUGACACAAUUUAGUCAUGUUAAUGAGGUCACAACAGUUAAAUUCUGUUUUCUUGGAGAGGGUCAUUACCUAAUAGUUCUGUGGCACAAACCUACCACUUUAUCAGCCCAAGCCUGAAUGCCAUCUUGACAGAUUAAUGUGUUCCCCAUUUGCAUCAACUUGUUCACACUUAUAAAUGUUGUAGUAUUCCUUAUAGAACUUCAGUAUUUGUAUUUCAAUGUUUAGUAUAAGUUAUUUUAAUCUUGUAUUGCUGUCAUUGUUACUGAUGACAUUACUUCUGUGACAAUCAUAUUUUUGUAAUAUUUCUGGUUACUGCACUUUCCAAAGUGAACCAGUGAGCUAUGCAUAUUUUACCCACUUGCACAUUUUUUCAUCACAAAUUAAGUAUGUUCUUUCAAAACUGUUGAGCUUGUUGAAUUGGUAGUAAAUUCAAUAUCUUCACUCAUUGCAUUAAAAUAUGUAUCACCACAUUUGUUGCAUUUUUGUGAAAGGUCUAACAUGAAGAGUCAAAGAAGAAUACAGCUUUACCUGCAUAUUAACUGUUGCAAUUUAGCUACAGGUCACAGCUAUCCCUUUGUACCUCAGACUUCUGUAAUCUCUUUCCACAUAAGUAAUAUUCUUCAUUUCUGUUCUUCUUGCCAAAGUGGACAAGUUCUGUCAUUUCAACUAUUUUAACCUCUAGCCUUACCUAAUGAUGCAUGUUUAAGUUUGUUCGUUUUAUUCCUUCCUGUCCCACUCUGAUCGUUAUUUCUCUUACUGCUUCCUUACUCUCUUGCCUUAUCUAUUUAAUUAACACGUCUCCCUAAACAUUUUUUUUAAAUAUUUGUUCCUCAAAUGUAGUUGUUACAAGGAAGCCCAAUGUUUAUUGCUCAUUUGUAACUCUCCAGAAGGCAGUUCAUAGUCAACCACAUUGUUGUGGAUCUGGAGACACAUAGGCCAGACUGGACAAGGACAGCAGAUUUCCUUUUCGAAAUAACAUUGGUUCACUAAUGGGGUUUUACAACAAUUAACAGUGAUUACAUAGUCACCAUUAGGGUAGCUUUAAAUUCAAGUGUGCACUAAUGUAUGUAGUAUUACAGUGUACAUAAUGCAUGUAGUUUUAGUUCUCUGCUUAUCCCGCUGCUAUUUGAAAAUCAAGGACCAUUUAUUUGAAAAGUGGACUUAGUUGGUGAGCUCAGAAAAAAGGAACUCAUCAACUUCCAGUUCUCUCUCAAAUUUUCCAAAUGCAAGUUGCAUUUAUUUUACUUUUUUUUUCAGAAAGGAAAGCGUAAGAAAGCAAUUAUUAUAACUAUUUUAGCUUGAGAAGAUUGAGUAUGUCACCUUUGCUUGACAACAGAGGCAUAUCUGGUUUGAUAGCUGUUUUGGCCAACUUCAUAUUUAAUAUCUCUGCACAUAUAUGGCAUUAAACCAUGUUCGUUUUCAGUCACAGCAAAGAUUAAUUAUCAUGUCUGUUCUCCUUCAAAUUUGGGCUUGUGCUUGAAAGCCCCUACAUGCUUCAAGACUUCUGGGUAAUUUUAUGCUGCUUUCUAGCACAGAGUUGCUAUUAAUGUUAAUUUUUGGUGCCAUCCUUGAUGAAAAUAAACUCUGUUAAGUGGUGGGAUUUUGCAUGCAACAUGUGCAUUCAAAUUCACAAGCCAGUACCUCCGCAGAAUGUAAUCACUGUUUUGCUUUUAUGCCUCAGUGCCUAUGUUCUAUCAUGUCUGACAUGGUUUUGCUUUGGUUAUUUGUAACACCUACAUUUUAUUCAUGAUUUUUUUUUUAAAAAAGAUUCUCAAUUUCUUCCGAUUCUACAGUUCUAUUUCCUAUCAGUCUUUGCGUAAAUAGAGCUUAUAUUCUGGAGAACCCAGCCCACUCAUGCAUAGUAAGGCCCUCUUUCUGGGAACGAUGCUUCAUGUUCUCCAAUCUUGCACAAGCGCAGUAACUGUUUAUAGCCACUUGAGUGCAGGAAAGCUUUGCUGUAAAAUUAGAGUGAGGUUGUGAGAUGAGCCUUAAAUCUGACUGAGAAAACCUAGUAGAGUUGACAUACCUGGAACUGCUUACUAAAUGUAACACCAAAUAGCCAUGUUGGUUGCAGUUGUUUUAUUGAGUCUUAAUUUUGUUUUGUUUUUAAUUGCACAAAGUAUUUUAAGGAAUAUUAAACCCACAAGUGAAUGAAUGGAGUUAGGAUGCAAAGCAACCAUGAUUUAAUUGAAUCGCUGACUUGGCUCCAGGAGGUGAUUGCUUACUGUUAUCCAAUGUUUGUUUUAUUUUUGCAUGCUAGUUCAGUGGUGCUGGAAAUUUCAGAUCCUGAAUUUAUCUAGUCUGGAUCCAAAUAGAUUAGUAGAGUCUGAUUCUUUACCACCAAUCAGAAAAAAUAUCCUACUGGUGAGACAACCUCUUGCAUUAAAUUCGAGCUCUGAAAACAUUCUUAUGUUCGAUUUAUAAUUCUUUGUACUUGUUUUACGUUUAACAAAGCAUGACGUCAUCCUGAUCCAUUCCUUGUAAUCUAUGCUUUCUGAUGGAUCAAUGGGUAUCUCCAAAUAUCUUGAAAUAAUAUGAUUCUUGUAUCUUUAAGAGGGAGCACAAAAGGCCAUUUAGAUACACAAGUCAGAUAAAUCAUUAAGGCAGGAUCCUUCCACAUUAACAACUGGCUGAACCAAAAAAACAACUGAAGCUUAUAAACUGAAUUAAUGUAUAUUUUUAAAGCAACACACUCAUCAAGCUAUUUCUACAGGGUAGUAACUGGAAGAGCAACUAAAACAUGCAACAAAAACCAUUGAGUGUGAUUUGCUUUGGUUUCAGACAUCUUCACUUUCUGUAAGGUUCAGAUAGAAAUGACUGAAAGGGAAAAAGGUCCUUCCUGUCUUGUUAGUUUUGAAAGUCACGAGCUAAUUGAAAUCUAUCAUUUUCAGUGCAUCUACCUAAAUAUUAAUUAACGGAAAUGUCACUGGGCUCAAAAGGCUCGGCUUUGGAUAGCCAGGAUAUAAUGGAAAUUCCAGUUGCUAUGUAUCUCAGAAAUGCUUUUCCAGUAUUUAAAGGUACUACAUUUUAGGAAGAGGUUAAUUAAUGCUUCGUAGUAUGGGGGAAAUACAGCAAUCUAUACGAACGCAAAACAUGUGCGUGAAUAGGUGUAUUUACAUAGAUAAGCAUUUAAUACCCAAAUUCUAAUUGAAAAGUUAGAUUUGGUUUGCAAUACAGUGACUACAGAAAAUGUGACUUUGGUUUGUACUGCCAGUAGGAUUAAAUUCCUCUUCAGUGUUACAUCCUCCACCUUACUGAGCACAAAGAGCGAAAACUUCCAGUUCAUUAUUCUAUAAAAGUGAUUUUGAUGUGGCAAAAAUGAUAUAACUGUUUGAAUGAGAUUUACUUAAUAGAUGUGUGAGGUCAGUGUUUCAAAUUAUUUGGACAACUAGUAGAAUUUUCUGGUGACUUGCAAUUUAUAUUUGCAAAUAUAAAGACAUACAAGAUAAGUUAUUUUUCUUCAAAACGUCUUAAUUUAUUAUUUUAUUUAAACUUUUAACUUCUUAGUUAACUUCCUUGCAACAUUACAUUUUAUGCUUCUAGCUCACUAGCAAAAAUCGAAACGGAAUAUUAGUUACCAGUAACUUUGCUAGCUGCUAGUCUUAUUUUGAACACUGUACGAUAUUGUAUCUGCAUAGAAAUUGUAAUGCAAGUUUUUAAAAAAGGUUUUCCCCAUUGUUAUGGUCAUGCAAUUACUCAUGCAGUUCUGAGUUUUAAAUCAGCACAUAUCGAUAAUUUAAAUUUCUGACGCCUUUGCAUCUAAUGUAAGUCAAGUUAUAAUACAUAGGCAUGUAUAAAGUAUCAUCUGGGACUAGCUAAUGACAAUAAUUAAGUUUGCUUGAUGCCUGAAUUCAUAAAGGCAUUCAUAAAAGUUAGUUUUUUGGUGUGGUUUCUUUACUUAUUCCAGUUCAGUUACAACCCUGCAACUGCAGAGGUGAGAGAUACAGAUUCCACAUUCUUCCAUCAAGCUGCAAAAAAUAACUGUAGAAAACUUAAGCUAUAAUACAAACCUUGUCUAAUUUUCUAAUAUUUUUAAUGUACUACAGUGCACAUUUUCAAAUUAGUUUUUUAGAAAUUGUUUGUUGCUGUGU
Molecule: messenger RNA, 10771 nt
Organism: Stegostoma tigrinum
Lineage: Eukaryota; Metazoa; Chordata; Chondrichthyes; Orectolobiformes; Stegostomatidae
Product: E3 ubiquitin-protein ligase RNF166
Exons: 6
Coding region: 23-727 (234 amino acids)
Biological process (GO): ubiquitin-dependent protein catabolic process; protein polyubiquitination
Molecular function (GO): ubiquitin protein ligase activity
Source: RefSeq, a predicted model, not a curated record